AAACACCGCCUAAGCAACACGAAAUUACUGACACAGAAGCCGAAGUUCGUAAAUCCGUAAUCGAGGGGAGGAAUUCUCCUCAACAGCGAGAGAUCAGAAUUCUCCGGUGGAUCUCGAUUUCUGGGUUGUCCGAGUUUCGGAAGCAAGGGUCGCGAGAGGUUGAUUUCGGUCAGAAUGGCAAUGUAUAUCAGAGUAAAGAGAGUAAAGACCACUUACUUUCUUCACUGUGAUCCAACUGAGACAAUCCUUGACAUUAAGCGCAAAUUACAUACCCUGAUUGAUCAACCUGUUAAUGAUCAGCGUUUAAUCUUGGCGGAAACUGGGGAAGUAUUAGAGGAUUCAAAAACAUUGGCAGAUCAGAAGGUUGAAAAUGAUGCUGUGGUGGCGCUGACUUUGAGAAAAGAGGAUAACGAUUUCGAGGAAGUCAACAUUGAAAGACCAAAAGAUUUCUAUCAAUCACGCGAGGCGGAUGGUGGCAAUUAUUGAAGCACAGACAUGUAAAAUGUAGGUCUAAGCUGUCUUCAGUCUGUAUGGAGCCUUAUUCAUACCAUGACGAUUGCCUUUGGAAUCUGUAGUUUGAUAAAUGGAGUUUCUUGGGCAUGGCCUUGGAAGUUUCUUUCUUGUGCAUUGCAGGCUAGCUGCUCUCAUACACUUCUGGAAUUCUUUGAUAAACCUGUUACUUCAGAAGCUAUUGUUUUAGAUAUUGCAGAGAGGCAUGGCCUUUUUCUAGGAUUUGUAUGAAACUUGAUAGCCUUUUAAACCAGUUUUCUCUAUGGUUUUC
Molecule: messenger RNA, 781 nt
Organism: Tripterygium wilfordii
Lineage: Eukaryota; Viridiplantae; Streptophyta; Magnoliopsida; Celastrales; Celastraceae
Exons: 5
Coding region: 175-486 (103 amino acids)
Molecular function (GO): protein binding
Source: RefSeq, a predicted model, not a curated record